Closterium sp. NIES-67 is the source of this 894-nucleotide messenger RNA. The record is from the annotation of a GenBank genome assembly. Lineage: Eukaryota; Viridiplantae; Streptophyta; Zygnematophyceae; Desmidiales; Closteriaceae.
UACAACAUUCCGCUGUCACUCUCACCUUGGGAUUGGUUGGAAUCUGCUGCUUUGUUCAAGCACUCGUUAUGACGAGCUUGAAACUGCUCGUUUUUCACGUCUUGUGUUCUCUCGCCUUUCUCGGUCUCGCGACGUCUUCAUCAUCAUUAGAGGACAGAGAUGACUUAACCCUUGCCAUUCUGAAGCCCGACCUCAUGGGGAAUGGCGUAUGGUCGGGCUUGGCCAACGACAUUCGAGCAGCUGGCUUCCAGGUUGUCCAUGAGAAGAUGCUUUUUUUCGACGAGUCGUUAGCGGAGAAGUUCUAUGCGGAGCAUAAAGGAAAGAAGUUCUACCAGGGACUGAUAGACUUCAUGCUUAGUGCACCAGUGACAGCAAUGGUCCUCCAGCAUGAAAAUGCACCGUCGGCCUUUCGAGAGCUCAUCGGCCCUACCAACCCCAAGACAGCCCGUGCUGCUCACCCUGAAAGCUUACGUGCCAAGUAUGGCACGGAUGUUCUACAGAAUGCAGUACACGGCUCUGCAUCUGUUGCUGAUGCUCACCGAGAAAUAAGCUUAUUUUUCCCAGACUGGAAGCCACCUCCAAGUCUGAAGAUGCUCAUGAGCCUUGAAGAUGCCAGUGAGCUUUAAUGUAUGUGUUGGCGCAAGCCAGGGGCUGUGCUACGUCCAGUCUGAUUCUCUGUGGUUUCUUGUGCAGUACCAAAAGUUGAAGAGCUACGCUUUUUUUCCAGGACAUGGCAUGGGUGUUCAAAUUAUUCAAGUUAUGUAUAUGUGAUAGGCUUGGUAGUUGUCUGAAUGCUAGCUUAACUAGGAAGAAAGGCCGCCAUUUCAUGGCGGCCAGAGGUUUAGUUAGGGGAGGAAAGUGUCGAGAGAAAGAUAACAAACAGUGAAAUUUAAU